AUGAGUUCCAUUUGGGCUCUCAUGGCCAGUUGGUUAACUUCCACCUGGCUCUUCCCCUUCCUCAGCCUCACCAUCCUCACCAUGUUCCUCACCUCACAUUUCGGCUCUCACAAAAAACCAUCACAACAACACCAACUCGCUCAUGCCCCGUCUCUGCUCGACCGAGUUAGGUCCUUCAACUUCUCACUCUACAAGUUCCAGCAAACCAACACGACCCCGAUCACAGAGUUUCUCCAACCCGAUCACGCCAAUCUGGAUCAUCCUCCUGCCCAACUCACCCGACCUCCUCUUUUGGACCGGCUCAACUGCUUCAACUUCUCAUCCCUCUGCAGAUCUGAUUCGUCGGCCGUCCCGGAAAUGGGUUCUGCAAAUCUCUCUCAAUCUUCUCUAGGAACUAGUACUCUUGCAACUUCGUCCAUGGCUUUCGACGGACCCUCUUCCUCUUCCUCCUCUUCUUCCAUUAGUAGAUGGGAUGUAUUCUUGAGUUUUAGAGGCAAGGAUACUCGUAACAAUUUUACUGCCCAUCUGUGCGCAGCUUUGCGUCGAGAGGGAAUCCUCACCUUCAUGGACGACAAGCUCAGAACUGGAGAGAAAAUUUCACCCGCACUUGUCAAAGCCAUUGAAGAGUCUGAUAUUUCAAUUAUUGUACUCUCUAAAAACUACACAUCAUCCCAAUGGUGCCUAGAUGAGCUAAUGAAGAUAAUCGAGUGUAGAAAAAUAAGGAGGCAAAAGGUUUUACCAUUGUUCUACGAUGUAGAUCCGUCAGAAGUACGACAUCAAACCAAAAGUGUUGGAAAAGCGUUUGCUACACUUGAAAAAAGGUUCAAGGAUGAUGUAAUGAAAGUACAGAGGUGGAAGACCGUCCUAAAAGAAGUGGCCGAUUUGUCCGGCAGUUCUCUGGCUAACAGGAAUGAACCUGAAUUUAUUCAGGAAAUCAUUGAAUGGGUGAAUUCGAGAUUAGUGAAUAAUACAUACUUCCAAGUUGCCCAGUUUCCGGUUGGAAUAAAGUCUCGUUUACAAGAUGUGAAGUUACUUUUAGAUAUAGAGAAGAAAAUUGAUCGUACAUGCAUGGUAGGGAUCUUCGGAACAGGUGGAAUUGAUAAGACAACUCUCGCGAAAGCCAUUUACAACUCGAUUGCUUCUCAAUUUGAAGGCAGUUGUUUUCUUGAAAACAUUAGAGAAACUUAUGACCAACAGGGCGGUCUGAUCCAAUUGCAAAAUAAACUUCUUUCUAAGAUUCUAGGAGGUUCAAAUUUAAUGGUUGACAAUGUUGAUGAAGGAAUUACUUUAAUAGAGCAGAGGCUUCGCCUAAAAAGGUUACUUAUAGUUCUUGAUGACGUGGAUCAUUCAAACCAAUUAGAAAAGAUUGCUGGAAAUGGCGAUUUGUUUGGUUUAGGAAGUAGAAUAAUCAUAACAACUAGAGAGAAACAUUUACUUACUAGGCAACACGUUUUAACCUAUGAGCUUAAGGAAUUAGAUUGCAACGAAGCUCUUCAGCUAUUUAGUUGGCAUGCCUUCAAUAAAGAUAGACCUGGCAAUGGUUAUGAGACAGUCACAAAAUAUGCAAUACAUUAUGCUGGACGAUUGCCACUAGCUUUAGUUGUGCUAGGCUCGACUCUAAAAGGUAGAGAUAUACUUUAUUGGGAAAGUAAAUUGGAUGAGUACAAAAGAAUUCCUCAUGGCGAUAUUCAUAAAAAACUUAAAAUAAGUUUUGAUGGAUUGAAUGAAAAUGCGAAGAAUAUUUUUCUUGACAUUGCGUGUUUCUUCAAUGGAAUGGAUGUAAAAUAUGUCACAAAAAUACUAGAUAGAUGUGGUUUUUACCCCAAAAGUAGCAUCAAGGAGCUAGAGGAUAAGAGUCUCCUAAGUGAGUAUUGCGAAUUGUUUGUGAUGCAUGACUUAUUGCAAGAAAUGGGUAGAGAAAUUGUUCGACAAGAAUCGCCCAAAGAACCUGGUAAACGUAGCAGAUUGUGGUUUCAUGAAGAUGUUCGCCAUGUCCUAGAAGAAAAUACGGGAUCAAACGAAGUUGAGGGCAUAGUGAUAGAUUUGCCUAAACCAGACUUGAUACGCUCGAGUCCCAAAUCCUUCAAGAAGAUGAAAAGGCUCAGGCUGUUUAUAAACCAUAAUGCAUACUUAUCUGAAGAGCCUAAUUUUCUCUCUAAUGAGUUAAGACAGCUUGAUUGGCCUAAUUAUCCUGGAGAAUCUUUUCCAUCCAAUUUUUGUGGAAGGAACCUUGUUUAUUUAAGAAUGCCGGAUAGUCACCUCAAGGAAUUGAAGGGAGUCCUGAAUUCCCAAAACUUGAUAUCUAUGAAUUUCUCUAAUUGUAGAUUUCUUACAAAAAUCCCUGAUGUUUCAAGGAUUCCAAAUUUAGAGACAUUUUAUCUUGAUGGUUGCACAAAUUUAGUUGAGGUUCAUUGUUCUGUUGGAUUCCUUGAUAAGCUCGUUAAUUUGAGUCUAAAAAGUUGCUCUAAACUUAGAAUUUUCCCGAGAAGCCUUAAGUUAAGAUCUCUAAUUCGUCUUGUUCUUGGAGGUUGCUCAAGUCUUAUGAAUUUUCCUGAAAUUGAGUGUCAAAUGGAAUGUUUAAGUCACAUCGAUGUUGGUGAUACUGGUAUAGAUGAACUGCCUUCAUCCAUUGGAUACCUCAUUGGGGUUAAAACAUUAAAUAUGGGUGGUUGCAGAAACCUUAAGAAUCUUCCGGAUAGCAUUCAUAAGUUGCAACUUUUAGAAAAUCUUUUUCUCAAUAAGUGUACUAGUAUAAAAGAACUGCCUUCAUCCCUUGUGAACCUUGUUGGGCUUGAAAAAUUACAUCUAAACGACUGCAUAAACUUCAUGAAUCUCCCAAAUGGCAUUUAUCAGUUGCAACAUUUGGAGUCUCUGAAUUUGUCAAAUUGCAAGCAACUUCAAGAAAUUCUUGAACUUCCACCAAAUGUAAAGUACGUGGAAGCUAGCGGGUGCGAGUCAUUGGCAAUAUUUUUAGAAGAAGCUAGAAGACCUCAUUUGAUUAAUGUAUGGGGCCCACCAGAUCCUGUGGGGAUUGGAAUGGUAUUUCAAGCUUACACUCUGAGAAAGUUGGAUCUAUCAAGUACUAAUAUUGUUACCAUUCCUCGAUGCAUCGAAAGUUUUGUUGGAUUGGAGGAGCUUACUUUGGAAAAUUGCAAACAACUUUGA
This is a messenger RNA of Corylus avellana, 3165 nucleotides long. NCBI's taxonomy places the organism in Eukaryota, Viridiplantae, Streptophyta, Magnoliopsida, Fagales, Betulaceae. The record is from RefSeq and is a predicted model, not a curated record.